AUGCCAGACCAUAGGGAUGAUGAUCCUCGAUUUAUAGAUUAUCAACUUACACAAAAACUAUUGAAAAAUUAUUAUAUUUCUCUACCAAUCAUUGCUUCCUUCCUUCGUGAUUGUCAUUUUCAAGCAUAUAGCAGUAGAAGUAUUGGUGGUAAAAAUACUGUUGACGAGUCAGGAGAGAAUGGUAGCGGUGAUGAUGUGAGAGAUGAUUCUGAUAAUGUUGGUGGUAGUAAUAUUGGUGGUAAUAAUUCUUUUGGUAGUGAUGGUGGUGGGGUUGAAGAUCUUAAUCGACUCAAUAGGGAGAUCUAG
Molecule: messenger RNA, 306 nt
Organism: Diversispora eburnea
Lineage: Eukaryota; Fungi; Glomeromycota; Glomeromycetes; Diversisporales; Diversisporaceae
Source: the annotation of a GenBank genome assembly